AUGAGGAUAGAUCACCCCUUAUUGACAGAGAAACCUGUGUUAGUCCAACCAUGCAAGGAUCAAAGCCAUGGCCAGGACAAAAUCAACAGCGAGGUUGGAGUGUUAUCCAAACCAAGCACAUCAGAAACAUCUCACGACUUUUGCAACCACUCUGAGUCCUUCAGGAAGCUUGUGGAGAUCGGUUUGCCGUGGAACGAGUCAGUGGUGGAAAAACUGUGUUGGUUGCGAUCCCAAAUCAUUGGUUACGAUGCAGAGUUUGAUUCCCCAUUUGGAAAAAGAAAAGUUGUCUAUGCUGACCACACUGCUUCAGGCCGCAGCCUUCACUAUAACGAGAAUUUCAUCAUCAAUCACCUUCUUCCUUUCUAUGGUAACACGCACACAUGCGACAGUUACGUGGGAAGCAGGACAACAAAAAUGGUAAACGAAGCAAGUGAUUACAUUAAGAAAUGUUUAGGUGGUGGGGAAGAUGAUGCACUUAUAUUAUGUGGCUCGGGCACAACUGCAGCUAUCAAGAGGCUGCAAGAAGUGAUGGGGAUCACUGUGCCCUCUAUUUUGAGAGAAAGAGUUUUGAAGAGUCUGAACACAGAAGAAAGAUGGGUGGUUUUUGUUGGACCACAUGAGCACCAUUCAAACCUUCUUUCUUGGAGGCAAAGUUUGGCUGAGGUGGUAGAGAUUGAUCUUGAUGACGAAGGAUUGCUCGACAUGGAUGCUCUAAGGAUACAACUUGAGGCCUACAAAGAUACCAACCGCCCCAUGUUGGGAUCAUUUUCAGCUUGUAGCAAUGUCUCGGGAAUCUACUCAGAUACACGUGCAGUUGCUCAGCUUCUUCAUCAGUACAGAGCCUUUGCAUGCUUUGAUUUUGCUGCAAGUGGUCCAUACGUGGAGAUUGACAUGAGGUCUGGGGAGAGUGAUGGGUAUGAUGCAGUGUUCCUGAGUCCACAUAAGUUUCUUGGUGGUCCUGACUCUCCAGGGGUUCUCCUCAUGAACAAGGCCCUUUAUCUGCUAGGAUCUUCACCGCCGUCCACUUGUGGAGGUGGAACCGUGAGUUAUGUCAAUGGCUUUAAUGAACAGGAAACAUUAUACCUGGAGAACAUAGAGGAAAGGGAAACUGGGGGCACGCCUCCAAUAACCCAGACAGUGAGAGCAGCAUUGGCAUUUUGGGUGAAAGAAUACAUAAGCUGUGAAGAGAUUGAAAAAUGUGAACAACUGUACAUCAACAAAGCACUUCAGAGGCUUGGCUCAAACCCCAACAUUGAGGUUCUAGGAAACUUGAAGGCCAAGAGACAAGCUAUAUUGUCAUUUCUGAUUUACUCCACCACCAAUUGUUCCUCAGCUGGUGAGUGGAGGGAUGGAAACCAGAAAAAUGAAGGGGAACUUGAUUUGUGGGCAGAAACGGGGAACCAAAGAGGGAAACCACUUCAUGGUCCUUUUGUUGCAACAUUGCUCAAUGACCUCUUUGGAAUCCAAGCUCGUGGAGGGUGUGCUUGUGCUGGACCUUAUGGCCACCAAUUGCUCCACAUCAACAAGCCUCAAUCACUUGCCAUUAGAUCAGCAAUUCAAGAGGGUUACAUUGGAGUAAAGCCAGGGUGGACUAGAGUUAGUUUUCCUUACUACAUGAGUGAAGAGGAUUUUGAGUACAUUCUGAAAGCCAUAGAGUUUUUAGCUGUGUAUGGCCAACGAUUCUUUCCCCUUUAUAGCUUCAAUUUGAGAAAUGGGAGCUGGAGGUUGAAGACAGAGAAAAUUGAAGCUCUAACCAAGGAAGGAAUUUGCAACUUUCCGAGUCAUAAUAUUGCAGCUAAACAAGUUGGGGUGAUGAAAAGGAGCGAAUCAUACUUUGAGGUGGCUAAAUGUAUUGCUACUAGCCUCCCAAAAUUCCCUUCUCAGCGAAUACUCGAUGUGGAACUAGAUCCAAAAAUCUUCCGCUUUAGGCUACAGUUUCGGGUGCCUGGAAAAUUGAAAGCGUUGCACUGUUAUUUUAUUCGCUUGACUAGUGCAAAGGCUUCUGCUCAGUAUCUUGGUGUUCGGGUUUUCCACUAG
Messenger RNA from Sphenostylis stenocarpa, 2037 nucleotides. The record is from the annotation of a GenBank genome assembly. Lineage: Eukaryota; Viridiplantae; Streptophyta; Magnoliopsida; Fabales; Fabaceae.